CAGAGCAUGCAUGUAGCACCCGCGACAAGACUACAUCAUCUUGGAGCGGAAUAGCAAGCAUGCGGUAUCAUGUGCUCGGCAUCGGCUCAAUAGGAACCCUCGUCGCCCACCAUCUCCGACUCUCGCAGCCAUCAGCGCAGGUGACGCUCGUUGUGCGGAACGCGGAAAAGUUUGUCAAGCCGAGUCGAGCGACCGACGGGGAUAUCACUACUGGUCCGACACUGCACGUGGCGCAGAAUGGCGGCGACACGACCACGACGACGGGGUACGAGCUCGAUGUGUCCAACCCGGGCCGACUGCCUGCGCUCGCAGCCGCCGCGGCGGCAGGCAACGCGGCAACUGUGAAUGCCGGUGGGCCGAUCGACUCGCUGGUUGUGUGCACCAAGGCGCCUGCGACCUCUGCGGCGAUCGCGGGCCUGCGUUCGCGUAUCAGCCCGAGCACAGUUGUUGCGCUGCUGCAGAACGGAAUGGGCGUGUACGACGAGCUGUGCGCCAAGUUCUGGCCGGAGCCAUCAACAAGGCCGCAGAUUAUCCUCGGGACGACGACGCACGGCGUCACCCCCGCCACGCCGAGCCAGCACGGCUCGGUGCUCCACAUGUCACGUCCUGGCCAAGGGGCCAUCAAGUGGGGCGUUGUGCCAGAUCCCCGCGGCGAGGUCGACUUUGAGAACUGGCUGUGGGGCACGCACGUCGGCGACCUGCCGGCGCUGACACCGCCACCAUCCCCGCCCCUCCCGCUGCCCCAACCGCCGGCCGGCAUGGGGAUGACAAACUUGCACGCGACGCUCACGGCGCUGCUGUCCAUGUCGUCGUUGUCGCCCUCGCUCCUCCCAAUGCCGCACCUCUACAACGAGUUGCUUCUCAAGCUCGCUGUCAACGCGACGAUCAACCCCCUCACGGCAAUCCUCGGCGGAGGGUACCUGAGGAAUGGCGCGCUGCACCGUUCUUCGCCCGGUAACCGCCUCGUCCAGCAGUCGGUCAAGGAGACGAGCAAGAUCCUCACAGCGUACCUGCACAACCUGGCUGCCCCGCGCACCGCAGCCCCCGAAGCUGUGCGGCUCUUCUCCUACCCGAGCGUUCUGGACCGCGUCAACUCAGUGAUUUCGGCUACGCGCGACAACACGAGCUCGAUGGCUGGCGACGUCAAGAACGGCCAGAUGACUGAGAUUGACUAUAUCAACAAGUUUCUCGUGUCGCUCGGCACCCGGUUGAAUGUCCCAACGCCAGUGCACCAGAUGCUCACGCAGAUGGUCAAGUUCAAGGCCGAGGUCGGCGGGCUCAACAAGAACUUGUACCCGUCCGUGACUGGUGCUGUGCGGCGCGGCGAGGAGGGCGCCCUCGAGGAGCGUCGCUUGAGUCUGGAGGAGCGCCGUCUCGCGCUUGAAGAGCGCGCGGUGGCGCUGCGCGAGGCCAAGCGCGACGAGGAUAUUGCAGAGAAGCGAACGAGGCGAAAGUUGAGGAGACGGAUACGGGAAGACUCCGAGGCAGCUGCCACUCUCGGGUUGGUUACCGGCUCUGACUCUGGGUCGUCGCUUGGUUCGCCGUCGUCGUCUUCGGCGCGGUCUCAAGGGGAAGGGGGCGUUUCUGAACGGGUGUAACUGUUUCAUUAUGGCAGGCAUGGCGGCAUGGCAGGCACGGAUGUGCGGGGAGAGCAGAGUUGUGGUCGGGUUGACGACCAGAGCUAGCCAGGUAGCAUUUGGUAAUUUGUAUACUGCAUCGAGCAUUGCACCGAGCGAGCAUAUGCAC
Molecule: messenger RNA, 1746 nt
Organism: Vanrija pseudolonga
Lineage: Eukaryota; Fungi; Basidiomycota; Tremellomycetes; Trichosporonales; Trichosporonaceae
Gene: SPBPB2B2.09c
Product: putative 2-dehydropantoate 2-reductase
Exons: 2
Coding region: 60-1598 (512 amino acids)
Biological process (GO): pantothenate biosynthetic process
Cellular component (GO): mitochondrion; cytoplasm
Molecular function (GO): NADP binding; 2-dehydropantoate 2-reductase activity
Source: RefSeq, a predicted model, not a curated record